AUGGCGGUGCGGAAGAAAGACGGCGGCCCGAACGUAAAAUAUUUCGAAACGUCUGAUACCGUCUCGCAAUUCGACAAUGUCCGCGUUUGGUUGGGCAAGAAUUAUAAAAAGUACAUCCAGGCGGAGCCCCCCACCAACAAGUCUCUGUCCAGCCUGGUGGUCCAGCUGCUGCAGUUUCAGGAGGAGGUGUUCGGACGACACGUCAGCAACCCACCUCUCACCAGGCUGCCGAUGAAGAGUUUCCUGGACUUUAAGUCUGGUGGGGCUCUCUGCCACAUUCUGGCAGCAGCCUACAAGUUCAAGAGUGAUCAGGGCUGGCGCAGGUUUGACUUUCAGAAUCCUUCUCGGAUGGACCGCAAUGUGGAGAUGUUCAUGACUAUCGAGAAAUCCCUGGUACAGAACAACUGUCUGAGUCGACCAGUGAUCUACCUGAGCUCUGACAUUGAGGCCAAGCUGCUGGGGAAACUGAAGGACAUAAUCAAGAGGCACCAGGGCUCAGUGACUGAAGACAAGACAUGCAGCUCCCAUGUGGUGGUUCCCAUCCCUGCCAGUCUUGAGGAGGAGGAGUGGGUUCGUCCGGUGAUGAAGAGAGACAAGCAGGUGCUGCUCCACUGGGGAUACUCUCCUGACAGCUAUGACACCUGGAUCUCAGCCAGUGAGGUGGAGGCAGCUGUGGAAGAUCCGCCCAGCCCAGAGAAACCCAGGAAGGUCCAUGCCAAGUGGAUCCUGGACCUGGACCAGUUUAAUGAGUGGAUGAAUGAGGAGGACUAUGAGGUCGGAGAGGGGGGCCCCAAGAGGAAGAGGAUCUCAGCCAAGACCCUGACGGACGAGGUGACCAUCCCAGGGGACGAGCGCCGGGACAAGAAGCCCGGCAGCGCCAAGAAGAGGAAGCGCUCACCCUCCCCCUCGCCCACUCCAACAUCCCAGGAGAGCAAGAAGAAGAACACCAAGAAAGGGCCCACCACCCCGUACACUAAGUCUAAGCGAGGCCAGAGAGAGGAGGAGCCAGAGGAUCUGACUAAAGAUCUGGAUGAACCAUCACCUGUACCUGCUGUAGAGGAGGUCACCCUACCUAAGACAGCCAACACUAAGAAAGACUCUGAGUUGACACCAGUGAAAGGAGGUACCAUGACAGACCUGGAUGAGCAAGAGGAUGAAUCCAUGGAAACUGCAGAAAAGGAGGAGGAGGAGGGCUCUCCGAGUGUGAAAGGAGAGCCAGUGAAAGGGUCGGACCUCCAUGAGGACAACGUGACUGAGCAGACCCACCACAUCAUCAUUCCCAGCUACGCUGCAUGGUUUGACUACAACAGUGUCCAUGCUAUUGAGCGUAGAGCCCUCCCAGAGUUUUUCAAUGGCAAGAACAAAUCCAAAACCCCUGAGAUUUACCUGGCCUACAGGAACUUUAUGAUUGACACUUACAGGCUGAACCCGCAGGAGUACCUCACCUCCACCGCCUGUCGUAGGAACCUGGCCGGAGACGUGUGCGCCAUCAUGAGGGUGCAUGCAUUCCUGGAGCAGUGGGGUCUGAUCAACUACCAGGUGGACUCAGAGAGCCGGCCCACCCCCAUGGGCCCCCCGCCCACCUCCCACUUCCACGUCCUGGCUGACACCCCUUCCAGCCUGGUGCCCCUGCAGCCCAAGGCAUCCCAGACUCCGGCGGCCCAGCAGAUUCUGUCAUUCCCAGAUAAGGUGAAGGAGAAGCAGCCAGCCGACCUGCAGAACUUUGGCCUGAGGACAGACAUGUACAGCAAGAAGACUGGGCCUCCUAAGAGUAAGACUGCUGCCAAUGCCAUGCGAGACUGGACCGAACAGGAAACACUACUGCUGCUAGAGGGUCUGGAGAUGUACAAGGAUGACUGGAACAAGGUGUCAGAGCACGUGGGCUCACGUACCCAGGAUGAGUGUAUCCUGCACUUCCUGCGUCUGCCCAUUGAGGACCCAUACCUGGAGGACAUGUCCUCGUCCCUGGGCCCCCUGGCCUACCAGCCCGUCCCCUUCAGCCAGGCAGGCAACCCCGUCAUGAGCACCGUGGCCUUCCUGGCCUCCGUGGUGGACCCCCGCGUGGCCUCCGCAGCCGCCAAGUCUGCCCUGGAGGAGUUUUCCCGUAUGAAGGAGGAGGUCCCAGCAGCACUGGUGGAGGCCCAUGUGAGGAGGGUGGAGGAGGCGGCGCGGGCUAGUGGCAGACAGGACCCCCUCUACGGCCUGGAGGGCAGCGGCAUCGCAGGCACCAGCCUGGAGGAAGGAGACAAACCUGAAGAGAGCAGUGAGGAGAGUAAGAGUGACAGCCAAUCCAGUGAGGAGAAGAGGGAGACCAAGGAGAAUAAAGAUGGAGCCAUGGAAGAGGAUGAGAAGCAAGGAGAAAACGGGAAGAAAGAGGAGGAGAGAGGGAGAGAGGGAGAAGGAGAGAGAGACCGAGAGUCUGAGAAGACAGAGACAGAGAUGGGUGAGAAGGAGAAGGAAGGGAAGGAGGCCUUGGAGGAGGGCCAGAGAGAAGGAGAGAGCGAAGGCGAAAGGAAGGCGAAGGUGGAACGGGAUGUGGGAGAGGGGAACCUGGCUACCGCUGCUGCCUCUGCCCUGGCUGCUGCUGCCGUCAAAGCCAAGCACCUGGCUGCUGUGGAGGAGAGAAAGAUCAAGUCUCUGGUGGCUCUGCUGGUGGAGACUCAGAUGAAGAAGCUGGAGAUCAAACUGAGACACUUUGAAGAGCUGGAGACCAUCAUGGACCGAGAGAGGGAGGCUUUGGAGUACCAGAGGCAGCAGCUGCUGGCAGACCGUCAGUCGUUCCACAUGGAGCAGUUGAAGUAUGCAGAGAUGAGGGCGCGUCAGCAGCACUUCCAACAGAUCCAGCACCAGCAGCAUAGCCAGACUGGAGGCCCACACCCCGCCCCGGCUCCCACGGGCCCCCCACCCCAGGGCCCCUCAGCCACCCAGUCCCAGCCGGCCCCUAGUAUCCCUGCACCACAAACAGCUCCCAGCCCAGCACCCUCUGCCUCCUCCGUCCCCAUGACUGGCCCUUCCUCUGCCCAGGCCCAGCCCACUGAGCCCCAGCCGACCCCCAGUGGUCCUCACUCCUCACCUCCCCGUCCGCCAGGCCACUCCAGCACCAACACCACCCCAACACUCCACGAGUCCAGCGCCCCUGGGGAUACACUCCACUCCUCAACCGCUGCUCCCACUCCACAGUGAAAAGAGAGAAAGAAAGAGAGAGAGGAGGGAGAGAGAGGAGGGAAGAAGAGAGAGAGACAGGAAAAAGGUCUUGGCAAACUGAAUGACAUUGACCACUUUGUACCUAUGAAUUCUGCCUGUAUCAUCUGAAAAUGAAGAAGUCAAACUGAAGGAGAUACAACAAACUUUGAUCAUUUUUAACAUUUGGACGAUUGACAUGCGAAAGAAAAACAAAACAAAAACAUUCCCUACCGGAAUGAAUAUUGGGUGGAAACAACCCCCUUAAAAUUACUCCCAACUAAAAAGAAAAUGCAAAUGAAGAGUUUUCAAACGAACAGUCUUCUUUUUACAGACACAAGUUGCUUAAUUACUUUCCCCCUUCACAUCGGACCCAAGGUUAAACCAAGAGAGUAUUGUCAUGUAAAUACGCCACCUGACCUGAGGAUAUGAAGAGAACUAAAGGACUCUUGUCUUAGCAGUCCUCUGAAUAGUGGUGCUUUUGUUUUCUUCUAUAGUGUACUGAGGGUCAGAUGUUCCCAGCCAUGUUCACAGACAUACCUACCUACCUAUUCUCCCAAGGUACCCUAGUAGGUACUUAGAAUUGAAAGAUGAUUUUUUUUUUUUUAAGAAAAAAAGAUUUGCACUUUGAAAAUAUGUUUCUCCGGUGGCCAUAUCUGAAGACAAAUCAUUAUUAACUAAGGGCUCUAUUCAAUUAGAUCCGCUUUAGACAACAUCCGCAAAGCUGUUGUUGUGGCUGUGUCAGAGGUGGAACUGCGUUAGAGCUGUCAAAUAGCACAAGCGGCUCCUGGCAUUAUACCUAAAGCGUACAUUGCCAUUGGCUGCAUGAAGUAGCAUUAAGGGCUUUAGUUCAGCGUUACACCCUGAUUGAAAUUUAAAAGGCAGUGUUCCCGCAUUAGCAGCGACUGUGUUCACGGUAAACACUGCAUAUGUCGGCUCAAUCGGAAAAUACCAUUGCAUUUCUAUCCUGGAAUCUGUAACACUUCAGCUUUACAGAUUGAAUAGAGCCCUACAAGAAUACCAUGCAGCCUUGUUUACAAGUUUAAAUACAGGAAUGUGUGAUGUAAUCUACAACUCGAUUAGGCUGAUAGAAAUCCUCAUUAUUUCGUUGAAUGAUUUUCAAUUUGAGCGUCAUUAUUUCUAUAUAGCCUAGCCAUUUUCUCAUUCUGAACUUGUAAUGUGAGACGGGUAUGACUACCUGACAAUAAUCAAGAGCAGCUGCUCACCGAUUUGACAGUUCCAACACCGCCAAAACAUCAGAUAUGUGGGUGUCGGCUAUCGCCGCUUAACGCUUGAUCUGAUUGAAUCUGGGCCUAAAUUGACCUGAAGCACAUAAUUGUUUUCUUGUUUUUAACUUUUACUAGGAUGUCAUAGUUUCGCAAUAUGAGAUCAUCAAGCUUGUUGUCCUAUGUUAGUGAAUGUGGUGUUAUAGAGCUUUGGGGUUGGCCUGUUGGUUAGAUGUAUCCUAAACUAAAAAGUAUGUGUGAGGGCAAUGAAAACGAAUGGUAUUACUCUUUGUAAUAAUAUGUAUUCCACUUGAAAACGGUCUCAUCUGGCCCUACUGCCAUUUCAGUUAGUAAGACUAUGUACUGUUAGCUGGAUUUUCUGUUUACAAUGCUGACAAAUGAUUCACUCCAAUUUGAAGGGACAAAAUCCCUAUAUUACUGAGCAUUAGAAACCACUUAAAGUAUUGAUGAAGGGCAACAUACUCCCAGAGUUACAGUGCCCCCGAGGACCCACAAGGACCAGGUCACAAUGUCCUAAAAGUCCUCAUUUUAAAGGGACAGUGCAGUCAAAAACUUUAUUUUCCCUGUGUUUUAUAUGUUUCCACACUAUGAGGUUGGAAUAAUGCUGUAAAAUUGUGAAAAUUAUGAUAAUCCUCCUUUAAUUAGUCCCCUCACUCAGACCACAUCGACAGUCCGAGCAACAUUCUUGCUUGAGAAAUUGCUUUUAGCUAAGAAGCUAUUUUUGUUUGUUUUCAGUUAGAAUGGUCUAAAAUAAUCAGGUACUUAAUUGUUAUCCAGAAGUGAUUUGAUAUUGUAUAAAAACAUCUUCAGUGGCCCUUCAACUCUAUUUUGUUUUUGAACAUUCAUAUCUGAAACACUUCUGAAACAGUUGGGCUUUUAUAGAGCAGAUCGUAAUCAUAAGACAAGCAGUAACUACACAGAUAUGAUUUGUAUUCAUGUCUGCGUCAUAUUUGGAUUCUGUCAGUAUGUCCAGUAUGGCUCGUCAGUAUCAGUCAAUCAUACCAUUGUAAAGAUUAUACUCUAAAGUAAUGACUGGAUGUAGGCUCCAGAAGAACCCUAUUAGCAACUUCAGACAUAAGACAUCACCGUCACAACUCUUCCUUCAUUGAUAAACCGACAUCCAUUUUAAUCAUGUUUGCCAUUUUCUCUAUAUAAGUCAGUGGGGUGUAGCCGGAGUUUUGGAAAUCCAGAUUUUUAUAGUUUGUGUUUUUCCAAUGACAGGUCCAACUCACCUGAAGUGAUUACUAUGUAAUGGAAGUGGCUUUACUGUUACAAAAGAACUGUGCAAGUCAAGGGAUCUCAAGACAGUUCAGUUUAUAGAGAAUUCUGUCCAUUAAUAUUUGUAACAAUAUCUUUAUGUAUCCUAUUUUUAUAUUUUUUGACUGUCAGGUUUUCCAUCUUGUUUCUUUGAUAUUACUGUUUGCAUCUAAUUGCUGUAUUUUUGUAACCUCUCACUGUCAUGUGCGUGGUCCUAAUAGGUCACAAUGACCUGUCAGUCAGUGUGACUGUGAGCAUGGGUGUGAAUGCAUGUCAUGAAGAUCUGUUUCCCCUAAGAGUUCCAUCUUCCCACAGUGUUUGAUAAGGGCUGAGGGAUUGUGAUGCUCAUAGUUUGGUAUGUCUGUAUGAGAACACGCACCAGCACAUCACACACAUUCUGACAGUGUCAUAUAUACUCUGAUGAAACUUGUCCAGAUAGCCAGUGUUAGAAACUUCACUAGUCGUGACCAUGGAUGGACUGCUUUGGUCUCCAUUGUUACAUUGUGUGGAUUUCGUGAUAUGAAAUACAUGUCCGUCCAGAUUGUUUUUCAUGAUUGCACAGUAGAAAUGAACCUUUCCUCAGUUAAACCGUUACCGAAUUAGUGUCAGUUGCUCUGCAGUUCGUAUUAAAGGUUUUACUUACAAAAAGUUUUAAAAAACCAUGUAAUAAAUGUGACGUGUACAGGUU
This is a messenger RNA of Oncorhynchus masou masou (cherry salmon), 6372 nucleotides long. RefSeq names its product SWI/SNF complex subunit SMARCC2-like. Gene Ontology annotation, molecular function: nucleosomal DNA binding; histone binding. Lineage: Eukaryota; Metazoa; Chordata; Actinopteri; Salmoniformes; Salmonidae. The transcript is spliced from 25 exons. Gene Ontology annotation, biological process: positive regulation of DNA-templated transcription. The record is from RefSeq and is a predicted model, not a curated record. Gene Ontology annotation, cellular component: npBAF complex; nBAF complex; SWI/SNF complex. The coding region runs from base 1 to 3183 and encodes 1060 amino acids.